Messenger RNA from Symbiodinium necroappetens, 3579 nucleotides. The record is from the annotation of a GenBank genome assembly. Lineage: Eukaryota; Dinophyceae; Suessiales; Symbiodiniaceae.
AUGUCCGGCAAGAAGGAGAAGAUGAGAGGCAAACUUAGCGGGGCGGAGAAGGAUGAUCUCAGAUCCUUGGAGAAGAAGCUGGAGAAGCGGCUCAACACUGGCUACCGCACUUCCAGUAUUCGCACCGCAUUGAUGAUUCUCGAAAUGGGUUUCGAGGUCAAGGAGGAACAGAUGGGCAGACUGCUGGCGCAGUGCAUGCAGCGGCCCGGCAUCGUGCAGAUAUGUAUGACAAUCAAACUGCUACAGAUUGUCCCAACUGCUUUUAUCCCGGUCGAGCAUUUCCUCCGUGGUUUGGGCGUCCUCGUGCAGCGGAACUUCCCCGUGCAGAUUCUGAGAAUGUGGCUCAACAUGGGCUGCCCCAGAGAUCAACGGUCUCUGCGCGCACUUCCGUAUGACUAUGACGACGACGAGAAGAGGAUGGUGGCACAGGAUCUCGAAGACGCUCUAGGCGUCGUCACCGAUGACGAGGAAGACCGCCGCGGGGCCGAUCGGCGCGUGAUUCUCGUCCAGGAGUGCAAAGCUCGACCAGAGCUGAAUGGCAAGUACGAGCGGUCAUCAGAUCUGAUGGCACACGGCCGUCCUGUUUUCGAGAAGAAGGCGGAGGUGCGUAAUCGAAAAGGCAAGGGCAAAGGCAAAGGAAAACAUGAUGCGAACGAGAUGAAGCGAUUGCUUAUGCCGCACAUGUUGGACGAUGAUGACAUCACCAUUGAAGUCAUGGUGAUCCAUUACAAGAAGGACAGGAAUGGCAUCAACACUGGUUGGUGGAUCAGCAAAAACACUUGCACAGGCCCUGGCCUUGCCUGGAACGGACGAGACACCAAAGGUCCACCCACGGGUGGUUGGUUUGUCAUCCGCGACCGUCAGAAGCUGCCAGAUCCAGUGAACAUCAUUGAUCCGAAGCAAGCUAACGACGAGAAUUAUCUCAAAAAGAAGAAGAACGAGGCCGCCCGAGCGUUGGAGCAGUUAGAUGGCAACAAGCUGAAGGGGCGACUUCAAGUGAAAGAUAAGAAUGUCAUGGCAUCAGAGUAUUUUGGCCACUUUUGCAUGCUGAUGCAUCUGGAGCACAUGGAAGAGCUUCGGCAAAUCAGGCGGCGCACCGAAACCAUGGCAGAUGGGGAGUUACAGCGAUUGGGCUGGUGCUUGGACGGUCUUCCUUGCAUUGGGAUCUUCGGGAGACGCGAUCCGAAGAAGACCACUAUCAUCGGCUGGGAAGAUCCGGGCAGCGAGAUGGGUACACUUCAGCUUCCACCGAACACGCAGUUCGAUCGCUUGAAGUUCAAGAGAGGUGAUUCCGUGAUCAUCAGCGAAUCCAGACAGCAGGUCCGAGUGAAGGGCGAGGCCUUGGAGAAGCUUGGCGAGGGUUUUAUCGCCGACAUUCAGUUGCCUCGUGGCCGCGACGGCGAGAGCAAGAUGAUCGUUCGUCUUCGUGGAUGUUGGCCAGAUGAUGCCAUGGCUCGCCGAUGGCGAAUCGACAAGGGGGCUAACAGCACGCUGUACGAGCGGCAGCUCCAGGCAAUGCUCAAUCUGGUGAACAAGGACCGAUCACGCGUGCCAGAGCUCCUGAUAUCUGCGAAGGUGGGCUUGGCAGACAGCUGGGCCAAACAGUGGAGGAAAGGUCAGGGAGUGACAGAAGAAGACAAGGAGCUCGCCGCAAAGGCAGCAGAGCAAGCAGAAAAAGACGUCCUUCGAGAAAAGGAGGCAGCAAAGCUUGCUAGGCUGAAUCCUGGCGGAUGCGAGUCCGACAAGCUGGACAAGGCGCUGAAGGAAGUGCGGACCCUUUCUCAUCUCAACCAGUCGCAGCGGGACGCAGUGCGCUCGGCAUUGCGGACCACUUGCACAGUGAUUCAAGGCCCCCCUGGCACGGGCAAGACGCACGUGUCUGUCCAAAUCAUGAAGAUGUGGUCAAAGACCCUGGACCUGUCACCUCUGCUGGCGACUUCUGACAGCAACCCAGCGGUGGACAACAUCGCCAUCGGACUGCGGAAAGAAGGCGUCCGGGCAGUACGAGUAGGCCGCCCAGACAAAAUCAACCGCAUCCUAGAGGAGAUCACGUUGGAGUGCUUGCUAGACAAAGAGAAGGAGGAGAUGAAGAACAGGCAAUACGAAGCGCGCUUCAAAUCCCGGUCGCGCUCCAAGACCGGGAGCCCGCAGCGGAAGGCCGUCUCGAGGUCCAGGUCCAGGUCGGGUCCGCGGAAGGGCAAAGGCAAAGGAAAAGGGAAAGGCAACGUCAAGAACGAUUUCGAGCUUCAGAUGAGAAUUCUGCAGGAUGCAGAUGUCAUCUGCACGACCACGAUCUCUUCUGGUGGUGACUUCUUCUCGAAGUUCGCUUUUGCUGGAGUCCUCAUCGAUGAGGCGGCGCAGGCUACAGAGCUGGCCGCCAUCGUGCCCCUCAUCCUGCGAGGCUCGCAGCGAUUGGUCUUGGUGGGGGACCAGUGCCAGCUACCUCCGACUGUGCAAUCUAGCGAGGCAGAAGAGAGAGGUCUCUCACUGUCGCUGUACUCGCGAAUGGUGGACUCUGGAGGGCUGAUGCCUUUCCUGUUGGACACACAGUUCAGAAGUCACCCGGUCAUCGCCGAGUUCUCUGCUCGAACCUUCUAUGCCGGAAAGUUGAAGUCCGGCAUUCGCCCCGAAGACAGAAGACAGAUCCGUGGUCUCCCCUGGCCAAACCACAUGUCGCCCAUCGGCUUCAUCGAGUCCAAUGGUGCCGAGGAGGAGGAGGGCGAGUCCAAGUUCAAUCCCACGGAAGCGGAAAUGGUGCAGAGACUGGUUCAGGAUGCCUUCUUCCAGCGCGAACUGGAAAUCACCGAGAUCGGGGUUGUGACCCCCUAUGUUGCACAAGUGCGUCUUCUCAAGCGGAUGUGCAAGCAAGUGAUUCCUGAAGGGAUGGACCCAGACCUCUUGGAGAUAGCUUCUGUGGAUCAGUUCCAGGGUCGAGAGAAGGACUUGAUAAUCUUCUCCGCCGUGCGCUGCAACAGGAUUGGAAACGUCGGUUUCCUAGCCGACUGGCGGCGGCUAAAUGUGAUGCUCACGCGAGCACGCCGAGGAAUGGUGGUCGUCGGAAACUCACAUACGCUGAAAGCAGACGAGCACUGGGAGAAGUGGCUCCAGUUCUACGAGAAGGUUGCUUCAGGUCGUGCACGUUCUCCGAGCCCGUCAAGGAAGAAGCAGGAGGCGCCUCCGAACGAGACGGAGGAGGAGAAGGAAGCGCGACUCAAGAAAGAACGAAUUGAAGCCGCCCGAAAGUUGUCAAUGGCCAUCCGGUUCCCGGGUCUGGCCAUGGCGCAGCAGAAAAAGAAGGAGGAGCAGCGAGAUCGCUCCAGAUCGUGGUCUCCAGAGGGUCCCGUCGUUGUUGGUCAAGCGGACAGCAAGUUCAAGGCCAUGGGCGGCAGGACGAAAGCGCGGGUCAAGACGCCCUCGCCCGACCGGCCCAUGAAAGUUCAGAAGGCUAUUGGCAUAGGGCGCCGCAACAAGGGCGACGAAUUUACCAAGCCCGCGCCAAAUGGAGCUGGCAAAGCGAAGGCCAAGGCCAAGGCCAAGGUGGCCAUUGCAUCGGAUUCGGAAGGCUCCGCGCAUUCCUAA